Molecule: messenger RNA, 3452 nt
Organism: Pristis pectinata (smalltooth sawfish)
Lineage: Eukaryota; Metazoa; Chordata; Chondrichthyes; Rhinopristiformes; Pristidae
Gene: fam219aa
Product: family with sequence similarity 219 member Aa
Exons: 6
Coding region: 171-728 (185 amino acids)
Source: RefSeq, a predicted model, not a curated record
UUGAGUCACUGUCUCUGCGUGAGAUGGAGACUGGCUUCGGGCUCGUUUGAGAAAUAAGAUGAGAUAAUCAGACUGGCUGGAGAGAUAAACAUCGAAGGUGUCACAAAUAGCGAGCGGCGGGUCUUUAUUUGUGUGGACAAAGGGCCUCCAACAUCACUACGUUGUUCAAAAUGAUGGAAGAAAUCGAUCGAUUCCAAGUCCCCACAGCCCGGUCCGAAAUCCAACCGCUGCAGGAUCCCACAGCUACCUCCAUCUCUGAAGGCGAGUGUGACAUCCGGGAGGGUGAGACUGUGGCAAUGAAUUACAAGCCAUCCCCACUGCAGAUGAAAAUUGAGAAACAAAGAGAGUUGGCCAGGAAGGGGUCAUUGAAGAAUGGCAAUGUUGGAAGCCCCGUCAACCAGCAACCAAAAAAGAAUAAUGUGAUGGCACGGACAAGGUUGGUUGUACCAAAUAAAGGAUAUUCUUCCCUAGAUCAAAGCCCAGAUGAAAAACCUUUGGUUGCUCUGGAUACUGAUAGUGAUGAUGACUUUGAUGUGUCACGGUAUUCUUCAUCAGGCUAUUCUUCAGCUGAGCAGAUUAACCAAGACUUGAAUAUCCAACUCCUGAAGGAUGGAUAUCGGUUAGAUGAAAUUCCAGAUGAUGAAGACUUGGAUCUUAUUCCCCCCAAAUCAGUAAACCCCACCUGCAUGUGUUGCCAAGCCACUUCCACCACCUGCAAUGUUCAAUAAUGUGACUGGCACGUUCCACUGUAAUCGUAAAACUAACAGCCAUUGCUUCCUCCUAUGGUAGGACAUGCACUUUGUGUCCGUGUUUCCAAAAAAAAGCAGACCAUCAUUGUGGCAUUCAUAAGUGGACGUGAAUGCAGUGUUGAAUUUGUGUGUAAUAGAAAGCGACAAUUAAUCCUACUGCUCGGCAGUGGUUGUAUUGUGUAACCCUGAUUUUUUUUUCCCCUGCUUCAGGACAAGGGUGGGGGGAGGGAAGAAAUGGAACAUUGCUUCAAGCAUGAUUCAAAGCUCUGUCUAGAAUGGAAAGCAAAAUCCAACUGUUCUUGAGUCUACUAAAAUUUAGCUGUUUGUUAUUUAAAGAAUAUUACUACUUCCUUACCAUUGUAUUUAGAACCAGAGAUAUCUAACCUAAAACUGGUGGAUUUUUUUUUAAACAAUCACGAUGGCUCUAUUUCAGUAUAAUAGUUGGAGGUUUAUGACUUUAGCAUUAAUAUUUAGAAUUUGAUAACAUUAGCUCUCAUUUGUUGUAGGAGAUUUUGAAAAUUUACUCAAGCAUUUCCAAGGGUAAAACCAAAGCACCCAUUUUUUUAUGGUGCUCUGUUAGUUGCAUACAUGGAUUUUGGACCAUUAUUGUAAACAUUGUCUUAUUUUAAAUCCUCUUUUUCUUAAUAUAUUGAAAAGGUCAAGAUUUCAUUUCUGUAUGUGGGUCACUAAUUGUUGUUUUAUGAAAAAAAAAAUCAUGCAAGUAAGGUGCAUAUAAGACUUUUUUUAGGUUCAGAGGACUUGUAAUGUUACAGAAAGCAUGUGAUCUGUUAAGAGGAAGUUGGAGUGGUGGGCAGGGGGCUGUGCAUAAUACAUCUUUAUGGUGACUAGUUCCAACAGCACCUGCCAAGCCCACAAUCUCUACCUCUUAAAGAGGCAAGGGAUUCAAGUGCAUGGGAACACCAUCAUGUUUACGUCCAAGUCACACACCGUUCUGACUCUGGGAAAAAUAUAUCACUUUUUCUUCAUCACUGGGUCUAAAUCCUGGAACAACAUAUCCAGCAGCAUUGUGGGAGUAUCUUUACCACAAGGACUACAAUAGUUCUUGAAGGUGGCCCAAUAAAACCUUUUCAAGGACAGUUAGGAGUGGGGAAUAAAUGUCCUGUCAGCAUUGCCCAGAUCCCAAAACUGAAUGAAUUUUUAGUGUUUUGGCCUUUCAGUUAAAAUUGUCAAGUCAAAAUCUGUUAUAAGUGAAUAAUUUGUUGCAGGUUUAUUUGUAAAUAUCAAAAAUGGGUAAAGGUGCAAAAGGCAAUGUAUAUAUAGGACUAGUGAAAUCAAGCUGGGAGUAUUUUUAGAAUUCUGUAUGUAAAGGAAAAAUUAAUAAGUUACAGGGAUGGUUGGUUAUAGUAGUAAAAUGACAGUUACCUGAGCUUUUAUCUCUUAGAAUUUUGGGAAUAUUGACUUGAGGAAUCUGCUUUAGAGCCUAUAUUCUGGUUGUUUAUAACCAACAUUUCAUUGAUAAAGUAAACUUGCACUAGACUAGUUAGGUUCUAAUCAUCGCAGAAUAUGUUCCAGGUGAGGAAAAAAUGUAUAACUUAAAGAACUACUUGUCUGCUCUUGAGAAUGGGUUUGCCGGUAGCUUAAUGAGCUGUCAACAUAGUUCAGGUGAUGGAAACCACAUUUAGUUAAAUAAGAUAAGAUUCUGUUAUCAGCUACUUUCAUUACUCAUAUUUAAUUUGACUGGGCACCUCCCUGACAAAAUAAGUAACAAAGCCAAGGGUUGGACAAGUCCAAAUGUUUGUAAUGAAAGCAAAUUAAAAUCUGACCCCACAGGAUGAUCUAAUACCGCUAUUGUGAAAGCAUUAAGACUAUCGUUGAAAAAAAACUUUCUUGAGCUCAAGCAUAAAAGCUAAAGAUUCCUAAUUUUAAGAGUUUACAUAUCACAUUUCUUAAAUGCAAAUAUUUCAAUCAGAAUAAGAAGUUAAAUAUUUGAGCGGAGAAUCUAAUCUAAAGUAUCUCUCAACAAAGGUUCAUGGUUGCUAGCCACUUUAAUGUAUUUAUGUAUAUGUAUUUAAAAAAACUAAGCAUUAAUAUAUUUUAUCCACAUUGCAGAAUUGGAGGAAUAAUGUGCUUCUGCCCAGCUUAGGUGGAUACUAGUGCGAAGAAGAACUCACAAAGUUUAUGUUAACACUAGAAUAAAGAAACUUUGGUACAUUUGAACUAAAGUUUUUAUGGUAUAUGAGCGGAUACAAUUUGUGCAAAUUAAUAGGUAGUUUAGAGAAGUUAUCUGCAUUCUGGUUGUUGUCUCCCAGUGCAUCAAGUGUAGAUUAUUAAUAGAUACCGUUCCCUCACCCCACCUCCCCCUUUCAAGAUAUUUCUGAGAAAUGAAUCAUGCUAAUUGUUGUUUCAAAAUCACAAUGUUGUGUUGUGUAUGUUCUGGUAUGCACGUGUCCUGCGCUAACACUCCAUGCAAACAAACUGACUUGUCUAAAUAACUUGGUCUUUGCCUUCCAAGCUGAUGCUGCUCUUCAUUAAAGCUUCUGGUUAACAGAACACCUUAUUCCGAUAAAUGUGAUCCUGUUGCACUACGAUCAUUUUAAUAUACAAAUGUUCACCAUGUGUUGGAUUUUGGUCUAGUCUUGUGAUCUUAUUGAAGUAUCAAAGAAUGUUUGAGAAGCACUUUUUUUUAUCUUGGCAACAUAAUUUGGGCCACUUCAAAUUAAAGUUGCCUUUUUAAAAAAAAAA